Molecule: messenger RNA, 2535 nt
Organism: Portunus trituberculatus (swimming crab)
Lineage: Eukaryota; Metazoa; Arthropoda; Malacostraca; Decapoda; Portunidae
Product: lachesin-like
Exons: 10
Coding region: 741-2204 (487 amino acids)
Cellular component (GO): neuron projection
Source: RefSeq, a predicted model, not a curated record
GCGCUAGGCUCAGUGUACUGCAAGUCGUCGAGGGGAGGAGACGUGCCUCGCUCGCUCCCGCCCGCUCACACGUGAUUCUGCGUCCGGUAUCGGGGACUUCGACUGUCGUUGCGUCAGUCGCUGGAGGGUGUUAGCUGCAUCCACAUUGUUCCUCCGUCAGUAGCAACGAUUGCCUUUGCUUUAUGAGGCUGGACAGAGAGGGUUGUCGUUGCGUUUUCCUGGUUUGAGAAAUGACUUGACUGCAGAGCUGCGCGAGUGUGAGGGAGGGACGGUAGCGUGGCUGGCGUGGCGAGGGCAGCAGCCAGGCUGUCAGGGCUCGUGGUGCAGCGGCGAGCUGGAUGUUCACUGCAUCGCCUCGCUGUUUCAGAUCUUAGCGGGACGAGCGAAUCUUGUGCCGAGGUUGCGGCGGACAGUCCCGUGGCGCCGUGAAGUGCCGGGGCACCGAGUUUGUCACGUCGCGAGGGUGUCAGCGCUUCGCCGCGAUAGUGUAGUGAACUGUCUUGCCCCGUGGGUGUGCCCUGGACGCGGGGAAUCCUUAUCAGCGGGAACUGUCUGUCUUGGCGUAGGAGGAGAGAGAGGCGAGUCACUGCAGGGCGACGCUGACCACGUGUGAUGGCCAGAGGCGGGAGAGAGGUAAAGCAGCAGUGACAGCGCCGCCAAGACCCGAGGGGCACCAGUGAGGGCGGGAGGUGCCGGCCGUGCGAGGCGGCUGUUGGUGGGGCCUCACUCACACCGCCGCCAUGACCACCUCCUCUUCCUCCACCAAUUCCUCUUCUUCCUUCUUUUCCUUCUCUUCAACCUCCUCCUCAUCCAGUAAGCCCCACCCAAGGAGGACUCAAGGCUCGCCUCCUCCCUUCUCCUUUCUACAGUUGCGUCUUCUGCCUCUUCACCUGCUGCUGCUGCUGCUGCUUUACACAGGUGUGGCCUCGGGUGAUCCCCCCAUCAGAACGCGCUUCUCUGGCACCAUUGGCAACGUCACGGUCACUGUGGGUCGUGAUGCCUCGCUAUCCUGCACUGUCGAGGAUCUUGGAGAACAUAAGGUGGGCUGGAUUCACCUGAAGCGACAGAUGAUCGUGGCAGUUCACACUCGUCUCAUAGCUCGCAUCUCUCGCUACUCUGUCACGCACGACUCUCACAAGACCUGGACGCUGCACAUCACGGGAGUCACGGAGGAGGACAGCGGUUACUACAUGUGCCAGAUCAACACAGACCCCGCCAUCUCGCAAGUCGGUCUUCUUCAGGUGGUGGUGCCGCCUACCAUCGUGGACGAGGCGAGCAGCAGCAGUGAGAUUCAGGUGCGAGAAAAAGCCAACGUCACCCUCCGCUGCGCCGCCCGAGGAGUGCCGGAGCCGAGGAUUAUGUGGAAGAGAGAGGAUGGAGCCAUGAUCGUUACCAACACCAGGAACCCGGAAGCGGUGCACAAUGGGCCCACUCUUUCGCUGCGGCAGGUGAGCAGGACCCACAUGGGCGCCUACCUGUGCAUCGCGUCCAACGGGGUGCCGCCUUCCGUCAGCAAACGUAUCACCCUGGACGUGGAGUUCCCCCCUCAGAUCCACGUGCCCAACCAGCUGGUGGGGGUGCCUACUGGUGACAACGUGACCAUAGAGUGCUUCGUGGAGGCGUUCCCCAAGGCCAUCAGCUACUGGGUGGGUAAGGGCAUGAUGAUCCUCAACUCGGAGAAGUACCGCUCAGAAACCUUCGAGACCCUGUACAGCAUCCACAUGAAGCUCACCAUCUACAACUUCUCCCGCGACGACAACACCACCUACCAGUGCGUGGCCAAGAACUCCCUGGGCGAGACGGAGGGCGACAUCAAGCUGAACGAGAUCUACAUCCCGCCCAAGGCCAAGGAAAUCCGCAGCGGCAACUCCAAAAACGAAGACUUGUCAGAGCAGAGUCCCCGCAAGGACAAGGAAGACGACAACAACUCCCACAACCACAACCACCACCUCCUCCACAACCACGACAACAACGACAAGCAACAAGUGGACGACUCCUACGACAGGUCCCCCCCAGUCCCCCAGUCCGCCCACCCCAACAGCCACGACGUGGUGAUGCCAGAGAUGACCCACGAAGGAAUAAGCUCCUCAGGUACUCCCGCCGCCGCUGCGCCUCGCCACCUCUCGCUGCUUCUCUUCCCGCUCCUCCUCGCUGGCCUCCACCACUUCCUCCUCCUGCGCCGCCACACAUUAGUUGAUAAGUAGUCGGUGCUCAGCGAGAUGACAGCUGAACACGACGAGACCAGCUGGAACGUGCGUCUGCGUGUGUGUGCGUGUGUGUGAGGUGAAGUGAAAGAACCAUGACAACUCUGGGAAAAAGAAGGAAAGAGAAAAUAAGGAAAGAAAAAAAGUGAAGUAUAUAAGUGUGCAUAGAACAAUGAAGCUUUACUAAGAGACAGUGCAUACCUACUUACGAUUGAAGAGAGAGAGAAUUUAUUUCUUGGUAUUAUAUUGAUCGUUUUAUGAAGGUUAUUGUUAUUAUUAUUAUUAUUAUUAUUAUUAUUAUUAUUAUUAUUAUUAUUAUUAAUAAUAUUAU